Molecule: messenger RNA, 4268 nt
Organism: Oncorhynchus nerka (sockeye salmon)
Lineage: Eukaryota; Metazoa; Chordata; Actinopteri; Salmoniformes; Salmonidae
Product: adenylate cyclase type 2-like
Exons: 26
Coding region: 990-4268 (1092 amino acids)
Biological process (GO): adenylate cyclase-inhibiting G protein-coupled receptor signaling pathway; cAMP biosynthetic process; adenylate cyclase-activating G protein-coupled receptor signaling pathway
Cellular component (GO): plasma membrane
Molecular function (GO): adenylate cyclase activity
Source: RefSeq, a predicted model, not a curated record
CAUAAGCGCCUAACAAUCAGUUGAUCCAUGAGGGGAAUAGCUGGGGAAAAACCGAUAUAACUAUCUUCUGUUCGCUCUUCAUGUGGGUGUGAGUACACCGUAGCUUCUUGAUGGACAUCUUUUCCGCAUUCAAAAGCAAGCCCUCAAGAGCGCACGGGGACCUAGAGAACAUUUCGCUUGCAGUGGAAUUACAAUUUAACUGCAGUGGACAAGAGAAGAAUUCGUCCACAACGAAGUCGUCUCUAGAAUACGUUCAUUCUAUAUUUCGAGACUACCGGUAUACGUUUCCUACAAACAGGCCUCUGACUGUGACAGCUCCAGUGGGUGGAGCUACAUUGGGCCCCUCUCUCUACCCGCUCAGCACUGAUGGGACAGAAUCCUGAAUCCUUGACGACCCCUCUUUCCUUCUCCGCCCUCCCAGGCUCCACCCUCUUUCUCCUCCUCUCCUCUUUCCUUAGACUCUCCUCCUCCCCCGGUCUCUUCUCUCAGCGCUGGGAUCAUUACUCAACCCCACUGAAGAAUGGACCACAGUAGCUGGCAAGGAUGAACUGGGUCUAACUGCCAAUGCAGAAAGGGAGAUAAGAGGGAGAAAGAGAGAGCGAAAGAAAAGAGUGAGAGAAAGUUCAAAACCUGUGAGUGAAAGAAGAGAGGAACAUAUUAAAAAUGCCCAUGAGGGAUAACAUCGACAACUGCACUUGAGUAGUAUGAGCUAGAAAGCCUCAGCAAACCUGCCCACCUGGAUCUGUAGACACACACACACACACGUCUGUCUCAGUCACAGCAGAAGACGGCUCCUACCCUGCCCUACACUGUGGGGUGGUGUUUUCAACGUUAUUCCCUGCCUACCAUACCUGUGUGAGGAGUGGUGGAGAGGAAAUUCAGCAACUCUUAGAGGACAGUGGAAGCUGACAAAAAUGCUUCUAUGUUAAAACCAGCAGCCCGUAACCUUUUAUCAGGGUUUUAGUAGUGAACAGGUCACCACCACCACCAUGCCGGCUAAAGGGAAGUACCUGUUAAAUGACCAGGAGCUGAAACAUGAGGCCCUGUACAGGAAGUUCUCCUGUAUCAGCCAGUACCAGCCUCUGGUGCUGCUACUAGGCCUCUCCAUGCUGUCCUGCGGAGUCCUCAUCAUCCUCUUCUUCGCCCUGCACUUGAGUGCGGAGGAGCACUGUGCAUUUGUCAGCGUGGUGAGCUGCAGCCUGUGUGUGUUCCUGGCUGUGUUUGUGUUGGUGUGUACAGAGACCCUGACCCAGCGCUGGAGGAGACUGCUGGGUCUGGUGGUCUGGGCCACUCACCUCACCAUGGGAUUCACCUUCAUCUUCAGCGGACCCCUCAUCCUGCCCUGGGACCAGGUUCCCUUCUUCCUGUUCAUCAUCUUCACAGUGUACACCAUGCUGCCUUUCCAGAUGUGCUAUGCUGUGGUGCUCAGUGUGAUCUCCUCACUCUCUCACAUCAUGGUCCUCACUCUACGCCUCACUGUCUUCAACACCCAAGAUCCCAGCCCCUUUCUGGCCAAUCAGCUGCUGUCCAAUGCGGUGGUGUUUCUGUGUGGCAGUGUGGUGGGGGCCUUCCAUAAGGUCCUGAUGGAGAGAGCACUAAGACAGACCUUCCAGGAUACACUCAGAUGUCUGGGCAUCCGCAUGAAGCUGGAGAUAGAAAAGAGACAACAGGAGAACCUGCUGCAGUCUGUGCUACCUGUCUACAUCUCCAUGAAGAUGAAGCUGGCCAUCAUGGAGCGUCUGCAAGACUGCAAGGACAAAGAAGAGCAGCAACGACUCGUCAAAGACAACAACUUCCACAGUCUCUACGUCAAGAGACACGAGAACGUCAGUAUUCUGUAUGCUGACAUUGUGGGCUUCACCCGAUUGGCCAGCGACUGCUCUCCGAAGGAGCUGGUCAUCAUGCUCAAUGAGCUGUUUGGGAAGUUUGACCAGAUUGCAAAGGAGAACGAGUGCAUGAGAAUCAAGAUUUUGGGAGACUGCUACUACUGUGUGUCUGGCCUGCCUGUCUCCCUGCCCAUGCAUGCCAAGAACUGUGUGAAGAUGGGUCUGGACAUGUGUGAGGCCAUCAAACGAGUGCGCGAGGCCACAGGUGUGGACAUCAACAUGAGAGUGGGCGUGCACUCCGGCAACGUGCUCUGCGGUGUGAUUGGCCUCCGCAAGUGGCAGUUUGACGUUUGGUCACAUGACGUCACCCUGGCCAAUUAUAUGGAGUCUGGAGGCUUACCUGGGCGUGUCCACAUCACUGAGGCCACCCUGAAGCACCUGAACAAGGCCUAUGAGGUGGAGGAGGGGAACGGUGGGCUAAGAGACGCCUACCUGAAGGAGCUCAACAUACAGACAUACCUUGUCAUCGAUCCUCGGUCUAAGAACCAGGCUCUGAACAGCCACAGCAUGCCCAAGCCGCGUGUGAAUGACGGGCUGAAGAUGCGGGCGUCAGUGAGAAUGACCCGUUACCUGGAGUCCUGGGGCGCCGUAAAACCCUUCGCCCACCUUCAGAGCAGAGAGGGGUACACCACAGACACCAUGGUCAAUGGAAAAUCACGCUGCAAGGACAUCCCUCUGCGCACAACUCACUCGAAGAUCACUGAGAGGAACAAGUCCCAGAAGAGCAAGUUUGAUGAGGAGCUGCACAAUGAGAUGACCACCACCAUCGAUGAGCUCAGCAGCAAACAGUGGGUGAAGUCUGAGGAGAUUAGCAGUCUGGCUGUGUGGUUCCCUAAGAAAGAGCUGGAGAAACAGUACCGAGCCAUUGAUCUGCCCAUGUUCAAGCACUACAUCGGCUGUGCCACCUUCAUCUUCUUCUGCAUCUUUGUGGUUCAGAUGUUUGUGACAAAAGAUUCCAAAAUGUUGGGAAUGUCGUUUGGAGUGCUGGCCUGUGUCCUCCUGUUGACCCUGGGCAUCUGUUUCGCAGGUCACCUGCAGCGCUUGUUUCCGGAGAAGUUGUCGUCCUGCCAGUGGCUGCCUGCUGUGUCCGAGGCAGUGGUCAAGAGGCCGUGUGUGCGCCUCCCUCUGGUCACUAUCACUACUGCGGUCAUCAUCAUCCUAGCAGUCUUCAACCUGUGCUUCAUCCAGACGAAGUCACCGUGUGAUAUCAAUGGUAACCCUGAUCUGAUUCCAUCUGACAACUCCAGUGAGCAACAUCCAGACACCCUGUACUACCUGCCAUACUCUGUGUUCAGCUGUAUCCUGGCUCUCAUAGCUUGUGGAGUGUUCCUGAGGGUGAGCUUUGAGCUUAAAGUGGUCUUCCUCACCCUGGCCUCCACAGCCUACUACAUCAUCAUCCUCAGCGCCAAGGCUGGUCUCUUCAGCUGCUAUGGACAAAUGCUUUACAACCAACUCAAUGAAAACAGAACUGAGGACUCUGGGACCAUCCUGAGAGCGUUGGGGCUGGUCAAACACCCUGAGGUGAUGAGCUGUAUAUACAUCACCUUGUUCCUGGUCACCAUGCUCAUCAUCUCACAACAGAAUGAGUCAUGCUUCCGCCAGGACUUCCUUCUGAAGAACAAGAACCGUACGGAGCAGGAUGAGAUCGAGACCAGGGAGAACCUGAACCGCCUGCUCCUGGAGAACGUGCUGCCGGCCCAUGUGGCUGCGCUGUUUGUUGGGGAGAAUAAAAAGAACGAGGACCUGUACUACAAGUCGUAUGACUGUGUGUGUGUGAUGUUCGCCUCGGUACCGGACUUCAAAGAGUUCUACACGGAGUGUGACAUCAACAAGGAAGGCCUGGAGUGUCUGAGGCUCCUCAAUGAGAUCAUAGCAGACUUUGAUGAGCUGCUGUCCAAGCCCAAGUUCAGUGGAGUUGAGAAGAUCAAGACCAUCGGAAGCACUUAUAUGGCAGCCGCAGGGCUGAGUGGCACCCCUGGGCAGGAGAAUAACCAGGACCGAGAUAGGCAGCAGGCACAGAUGGGGAACAUGGUAGAGUUUGCCAUUGCCCUCAUUGGCAAGCUGGAUGGCAUCAACAGACACUCCUUCAACAGUUUUAGACUGCGUGUGGGCAUUAACCAUGGGCCUGUUAUUGCUGGGGUGAUUGGAGCCAGAAAACCUCAGUAUGACAUCUGGGGCAACACCGUCAACGUGGCCAGUAGGAUGGAGAGCACUGGAGAGCUGGGCAAGAUUCAGGUCACAGAGGAGACGUCGGACGUGCUCCAGAAGCUGGGCUACUCCUGCGAGUGCCGAGGCCUCAUCAACGUCAAGGGAAAAGGCGAGCUGACAACCUUCUUUGUGUGCACAGACAUGAGCAAGCAGCAGGGAAUUGGCCUGAGCUGA